This is a messenger RNA of Chionomys nivalis (European snow vole), 3656 nucleotides long. RefSeq names its product zinc finger CCCH-type, RNA binding motif and serine/arginine rich 2 (gene Zrsr2). Gene Ontology annotation, molecular function: pre-mRNA 3'-splice site binding; metal ion binding. Lineage: Eukaryota; Metazoa; Chordata; Mammalia; Rodentia; Cricetidae. Gene Ontology annotation, cellular component: spliceosomal complex; U2AF complex. The record is from RefSeq and is a predicted model, not a curated record. Bases 6 to 1505 code for a protein of 499 amino acids. Gene Ontology annotation, biological process: mRNA splicing, via spliceosome. The transcript is spliced from 11 exons.
CCGUGAUGCUACUUCCGCUCAGACCUUGCUGUGGGAAAGGAGAAGGCGGUAACAUGGCGACGUUGGAGCCGACUGAGCUUCCAGUGAAAAUGAGCCAUAAGAAGUCUAGGGCUGCUCGGCAGAAGGAGAAACGGAAAAAACGGCGACAGGAGCUCGCCCGAUUGAGAGAUGCAGAAUUGGCACAGAACGAGGAGGAAGAAGAUCCUAUUGCUGAAGAAAAACGAUUGGAAGAAGAAAGGCUGAUGGAGGAAGAGAGGCAAAGACUGCAUGAAGAAUGGUUACGGAGGGAAGAGAAGGCACAAGAGGAAUUCCGCGCAAAGAAGAAAAAAGAAGAGGCAGCUCGAAAACGGAAAGAAGAACAAGAGAGAAAGUUAAAAGCAGAAUGGGAAGAGCAGCAGAGAAAAGAACGAGAGGAAGAGGAGCAGAGACAGCAGGAGAAGAGAGAAAGAGAGGAAGCUGUGCAGAAGAUGCUGGAUCAGGCUGAAAAUGAGUUGGAGAAUGGUGGCACCUGGCAGAACCCAGAACCGCCCACGGAUGUAAGAGUACUGGAGAAAGAUCGAGCCAAUUGUCCAUUCUACACUAAAACGGGAGCUUGCAGAUUUGGCGAUAGGUGUUCACGUAAACACAACUUCCCCACGUCAAGUCCCACCUUGCUUAUUAAGAGCAUGUUUACAACAUUUGGAAUGGAACAGUGCAGGAGGGAUGACUAUGACCCCGAUUCAAGCCUGGAAUACAGUGAGGAAGAGACCUACCAGCAGUUCCUAGACUUCUACCACGAUGUCUUGCCAGAGUUCAAGAACGUGGGAAAAGUGGUUCAGUUUAAGGUCAGCUGCAACUUGGAACCUCAUCUGCGCGGCAAUGUGUAUGUUCAGUACCAGUCGGAAGAAGACUGUCAAGCAGCUUUUUCUCUUUUUAAUGGACGAUGGUAUGCAGGACGACAGCUUCAGUGCGAAUUCUGCCCAGUGACCCGGUGGAAAAUGGCGAUUUGUGGCUUAUUUGAAGUACAGCAGUGUCCAAGAGGAAAACACUGCAACUUUCUUCACGUGUUCAGAAAUCCCAACAAUGAAUUUAGGGAAGCUAAUAGAGACAUCUACCUGUCUUCAGAUUGGACAAGCUCCUACUUCAGUAAGAAUUUGGAGAGGAGGGAAAGGACCAGCCACUAUGAUGAUUACUACAGCAGGUCAAGAAGACGAAGGAGCCUGAGUCCAGAACUCUCCUACAAGAGAAACGGUGAAUCUGACAGGAAGAGCAGUAGUACUCACAGGGGAAAGAAGUCUCACAGACAUGUGACAAAAAGUCGUGAGAGGCGCCCUUCACUGAGCAGAGGAAGAAGGAGGGAUCACAGUCCAGGCCCCUGGAGCCAGAGCCGCAGGAGCCGCAGGAGCCGGAGUCGAAGUAGGAGCCGAAGUAGGAGUCGGAGCCGGAGCUCAUCAAGGUCCAGGAGUCAUGGUAGGAGAAAGUCAGGUAGUAGAGACAAAACCACCCAGAGUCCCAAAUCUAAAUAAACUUGGUUGUUUUUAAAUAUCAAUCUGUCUUUCUAUGGCAGCUACUUACCUGUAUAAUUUGACAAGGCUAGCUAAAUACUAUGAUGUAAAUCAUACUUUUUGAUAAAUUGUAUUUAUAAUAACAUGAAAUUACUUGUAAUCCUAACUUUGAGAGCAUCAGUUAACAUUGGAGUAAUGCUUUAGUAUUUUUUCGUUUUCUGUAUUUUUCUCUUUUUCUCUGUGUAAAUGUAUCACAAGUAUGGAGGUCAGAGGACAAUUUUCAGGGGUCAGUUACACAGUGAGAUCCAGGGAUUGAACUGAGGUCAUGAGGCUUUCUCACCAAAUAUCUUUACCCUUUGAGCCAUCUUGCUAGCCCACCUUGUUAUUCUUAAGUGUCCAUACCCUUUACUUUUGGUUUAUGCAAAUGGGCAUUUUGCUAACAUGUAUUCCUGUGCACUAAUUGUGUGCCUAGUGCCCACGGAGGCCAGAAGAUGGUGUCAGAUCCCUUGGACUGGAGUUAUAGAUGGUUGUGAGCUGCCAUUUGGGUGCUGGGAAUCGAACUCAGGUCCUCUGGAAGAGUAUCAUUGAACCAUCUCUCCAGCCCAACACACUAUAUUUUAACUCAAAGGUCACAUAUGGCUAAUAUGUUUUUCACUUAAUUGUCUCAUUUCAUCAAUCCUGAUUCUGUAGUCCCAUAACUCUUAUUUUUACUUACCACAUAGAGAAUAAUACAUCUACAUUUAUUUGACAGUAUCCCUAUUGUUGGAUGUUUAACGAUGAUCCUCUUAGAUUUGUUUGUCCUUCACCUGGGGGCUGUUGUGGUGUAUAUCUUUUUUCAGUAGUGUGUUGUGAAAGUUCUUUAUAUACAGGCAUUUUGUUAUUACCCAGAAAAUUAGAGUCACUACUGACUCCAUGCACUUUCAAACAGUCCUGGUAUAAUAAUCACAGAAGAGUGAUCAGCGGAGAACUGAAUGUAGGAUCAUGUAUAAUAUCCCUAGCGUUCCCAAGAUGCUCUCCUCUCAGGCUUUCACUGUUGCGCUUUGGACCUUGAGAUUCAGUCACGUGGUAUUUAACACUCUGACAUUUGAGAAUUCAUUAAAGAUGCAUAUAGGUUGCGUGCAGUGGCUUAUGCCAGUAAUCCCUGCAAUUGGGGGGCCGAGUGAUGAGGGCUCAGCCUCUUUUUAGGAAAGGAAAAAAAGGCACAAAAUGUUAAAAAUGUUUAAGAAAAUGUAACUUGUUUUGAUUCUAAAUGCCUGCUUCACACUAAAAAUGAUGGACUAGGUUCACUAGGUUCAUUAAUGCUGAAUAGUUUUAAGUAAAUUCGCUAUUUUUAAAAUACUGUUCAAACUUCAGCCACGAUUAUGUAAAGAUUGUUUUGUAUGUGUGAUGUUGAGGCUUCCAGCAUGGUAGGCAAGGGCUCUACCACUGAGGCACAUCCCCGGUGGUAAAGCUAAAUAUUCUUAGAUCAUGAUGGAAAAUGAAGACAACUGACCAGGUGAUUACCUUCCCCCCAAAUAUUAACUGGCCAGUACAGACUGCAGGGGAAGUUCAGAAAACCUCUGACUACAUCAUUACCCCCUGACUUUGAGCUUACAUUUACUCUAAUGAUCGGGUGCCUGAGUGUCUGUGCUAAACCACUUACCACUCAACUCCACAUUACUGACAGAAGCCCACAGGCUUUUCAGUGAACAGCUGCACUCACAAAAGCCCUUUAAAUCUACAGAUGACUGUUUCAACUUCAUUUUACCUCAGGCUUAGAAUGUAGCAGUUUCUAUUCGUAGUAGCAGAAGGCCCCAUAACCAUAUUACUGUUGUAACUGGAAGAUUACUUGUUGCUUACACUAGGCAGCACAGUCAGCAAAUUAGUCUGUUGCAUGUGCUAGCACUUCCUCAUGUAGGAGGUGAGGAUUCAUCAUUUGGAUAUUAUUUGAUUAUCUGGAGUAAUCUGAGUUGCUAAAUCAGAAAGCAUAUAGAAGGCAAUUGUACCAACGUUUUAAAAGUGGCAUUUAUUAAUUGAAAAUAAAUGUGUUGUAAGUUCUUGAUAGCAUAGAAUUCAUGUGAUUUUUUUUUAAUGAGCUUGAUGUACAUGGAAAUUUCUUGACUCUUGCCGUUUUUGUGUGUGUCUGCAAGCACUAUCACAUUCCAGUGCAGGGAGUGGGAUAUGAGAGGGAUU